Molecule: messenger RNA, 1185 nt
Organism: Closterium sp. Naga37s-1
Lineage: Eukaryota; Viridiplantae; Streptophyta; Zygnematophyceae; Desmidiales; Closteriaceae
Source: the annotation of a GenBank genome assembly
AUGGUUCUCUCGUCCGUCUGCCCGCGGGCGCUGUGUCCUGUAGUGUGUCCCUCGGCCACGCAAGGCAGACACGCCCAUGGCCAUGGACGAUCGUCAUGCGUUCGCUCAGGCUCCACUCCAUUCUCAGUCGUCGCUUCCCGCACCCGCUCGUCGUCCCUCGCCUCCGUCUCCCACCUCCCGGCGUCUCUCACAUUCUCCUCGCGCCCCCGCUUCUCUACCUCCGCGCGCCUUGCUCCCCGCGCGAGCGUGGGCGCCGGGAACGAUGCGGCGGUGAGCGCGGAGGCAGAUGACGAGACGUGCGAGAUCGUGCAUGGGCGCGACCUGAUGCUGGGGGGGGACGAGGGGCCGUCAGAUGCGAGCUCAACCACGUCAGCAGCCAUUGCGGCUGCGGCGCACGGGCUGGGGGGAGAUCGGGAGGCGUUCCGCGCGCAUCUGGUGGAGCCGAUUAAGAAUAAGAACGGGAGCGGCGUGGUGCUGCUGUCUGAUGUGAUGGGGCUCGAUGACGCGGACACGAAGAUGUUCGCGUACCGGCUUGCUUGCUUCGGCUACAGCGUGCUAAUCCCCGAUCUCUUCCGCGGGCAGCCCUGGGAAGCGUCUCGCCCGCAGGAGGAGUACGACUCGUGGCGCGAGUCACUUAACGCCGCGCAGCUAGCCAUUGACAUCGACACCGCUGCGCGCUAUCUCGCCUCCUCCAUCUCCCUCCCCGCGCCUGUCAGCCCCGGCAACGGCCGCAUCGCCCUGCUAGGCUUCUGCUUCGGAGGUGGCCGGCUGAUUGAGGCCCUGGCUCGGGAUGGAAGCAGUGGGAGUGAUGGUGACGGGUUGACAGCUGAGUUGUUCAGCACUGGGGUGUUUUUCUACGGGACCAGGUUUGAUCCUGCGAUUGCUGGGAGCAUCCGGGUGCCGCUGCUGCUGGUGGCUGGGGAUAGCGACUCGCUCUGCAAUGUAGAGACUCUGCAAGAGGUGUCUAGGAGAGUUAAGGGAGGAGCAGGAAGGGGGAAGGAGGCGGUGGAGGUGGUGACGAGGGUGUAUGCGGGACGGGGCCAUGCGUUUGCGCACCGGCCCAAGAGCAUGGAUGAGGAUGAGGAUGCGGAGGAUGCGUUUCAUGCCACGAGGCACUGGCUGCAUGCACACCUGCUGGAAGGCGCCCCAGGGUGGACUGAGCCUGUUGCAGUCAGCAAGAAAUAG